This is a messenger RNA of Auxenochlorella protothecoides, 237 nucleotides long. RefSeq lists its product as hypothetical. The coding region runs from base 1 to 237 and encodes 78 amino acids. Lineage: Eukaryota; Viridiplantae; Chlorophyta; Trebouxiophyceae; Chlorellales; Chlorellaceae. The record is from RefSeq and is a predicted model, not a curated record. The transcript has a single exon.
AUGGGCCCUGCACCGCAAGCCCCGUCUGUGAGAAACCACGCACCUCUCGGCCGACAUGAGGGCAUGAGAGAUGCCCCGCUCCGCCGACAGGGCCAGCUCCAAAGCAGCCUGCAGAUCACCCUCAGCCACUGUGCAGGAGAGGGAGCAACUGACUCGAGGGAGGGUGGGGUGGCCUGGGAGGGCAGCAUGGUUCAUGUGGCCCCCAAACGACUCACAUGUGCACUCAGCGUCCUUUAG